Molecule: messenger RNA, 1166 nt
Organism: Saccoglossus kowalevskii
Lineage: Eukaryota; Metazoa; Hemichordata; Enteropneusta; Harrimaniidae
Product: betaine--homocysteine S-methyltransferase 1-like
Molecular function (GO): betaine-homocysteine S-methyltransferase activity; zinc ion binding
Source: RefSeq, a predicted model, not a curated record
AGUCCCUACCGUGAGUUGCAGUGUUGCCAAUAUGCCGCGAGUUGGUUUAUUAGAACGAUUGAAAUCUGGUAGACCAGUUAUUGGAGAUGGUAGCUUUGUUUUUACAUUGGAGAAACGGGGCUAUGUGAAAGCUGGGCCAUGGACGAGUGAAGCUGCUUACCAGUAUCCCGAUGCAGUUCGACAACUUAGUCGCGAGUUUGUCCGCGCAGGUGCUGAUGUUGUGCAGGCAUUCACAUUCUACUCAACAGACGAUAAAUUAGAACAUAAAGGAGUGUCGGACAGAAGUGUUUCAGAAGAUGUUGGCAAGAUCACGAGUAAACAGUUGAACAACGCUGCAUGUGACAUUGCUAGACAAGUGGCAGACGAGGGCGAUGCAUUGGUAUGUGGUGGCAUAUCACCAACACCUGGCUACAUGAAAGGUUUGGGGAAAGAAGUUGUACAGAAAGAGUUUGAUAAACAAUGUGAGGUUUUCAUUGAAAAGGACGUCGAUUUUAUGCUGGCUGAGUUUUUUGGUCACGUGGAGGAACUUGAGUGGGGUGUUGAAGUCAUGAAGAAAUAUGGAAAACCCGUAGCUGCAACUAUGAGAAUCUCAACAAUGGGAGACAUGAAUGGGGUUAGCACAGCAGAAUGUGCUAUCAGAAUGGCUAAAUCAGGUGCUGAUUUGGUGGGCAUAAACUGCCUAUUUGAUCCAGAAAACUGUAUAAAAACUAUGAAAGUAAUAAAGUCUGCAUUGGAUGAAGCUGGAUUGAAGCCUUUUCUGAUGGCACAACCAGUUGGGUUCUACACACACGAGGCUAACCAAAGUUUUGGAGGGUAUAUGGCAUUGCCAGAAUAUCCACUUGCUAUGGAAUCUCGUAUAAUAACACGGGCUGAAGCACACAAGUUUGCACGUGAAGCCUAUGAAUUAGGGAUACAUUACAUUGGAGGAUGCUGUGGAUUCGAACCAUAUCAUAUCAGGGCGAUGCAGAGGAGUUGGCAGAAGAGAGAGGAUUCCGCCCACCGGGCCAUGAUAAAAACUCACUGUGGGGGAUAGAUAUGGCGCAAAGUAGCUUCGAAUCCCUGACACAUAGAAUCACGAAAGAAUACUGGAUGAAUUUAAACCCUGCCGCGGGGAGGGUUGGUGCGCCCGAUCUGGCAAAAAUAGAUAAGUUUGACGGAUAGCACGG